UUCAUGCUUAAAGUAGUCAUUCACAUCAAAUAUUAAAAGCAACGGUGUCGUUUGGAUAAACCUGAAACAUCCUGUGUUGCUGCUUGCUUACCGCCUGACUCGUUUUCUUUUUACAAGAGAACGGAUCGUAGUUCAAAACCCUAAAUUCGUUAAUCGGCCGAGUGUUUUGAUUGACUGUCUCCUUCUUUUGAGUGAUUAUUAUUUGAAUUGCUCAUCAAUCCCAACUCAGCAAGAUGUACGGAACCGAAAAAGUCUCUGAAGAUGCUGAGCGAACUGCUUUCAGAAGAGCAGAGAAGAAGUACAAGCUAUAUUAUGAAGACACUUUUAAAUCCUCCAAAAAGAAAAAACAACUCAAACGAGUUGAUUUAUCGGAGGUUUUGGAUUUCAAGUCUAUACUAGAUUCAUACAAUCAGAACAUCCAACUUUCUCAGGGAAUUUCCGCUCUGCAAUGUGGUUUCAACCGUCCAGUUUUCUGCUUGGAAAAUCGCCCCGGGUUUUAUUUCAUUCCUGGAGCGUUGAGUGUAGAAGAGCAAUGCCAAUGGAUAAGGGACAGCUUAAAAAGCUUCCCUCAACCUCCAAACAGAACAAAUCACAAUGCUAUUUAUGGACCUAUACAUGACUUAUUUGUUGCUGCCAAAGAAAAGAAAGUGUUGGUGGAGGAGGAGAGUUCACUCCCUAGUUUGGAUUCCGGAGCUAAUUAUUGUGUUAAGAAUGGGGAUUCUCAUAGAUGGAAAUUUUGUGAGGGACAUCUUGCAAUAUUGAGUGGGAAGACAAGUAAGUCAGUUUCCGCUCAAGUUCUAUUGCGGAAGUUGAGGUGGAGUACCCUUGGCUUACAAUUUGACUGGUCCAAGCGAAACUAUGAUGUAUCUCUUCCACAUAACAAGAUCCCUGAUGGACUUUGGCAACUAGCAAAAAGACUAGCUGUACCUGCAAUGCCUGUAGGAGAAGAAUUUCAGCCUGAAGCUGCAAUAGUAAACUAUUUUGGAUUGGGUGAUACACUGGGGGGCCACCUUGAUGACAUGGAAGCAGAUUGGAGCAAACCUAUAGUAAGCAUGAGUUUGGGUUGCAAAGCUAUUUUCCUUUUGGGAGGUAAGUCCAGAGAGGACCCACCAUCAGCUAUGUUUCUCCGAAGUGGUGAUGCUGUACUUAUGGCUGGAGAAGCAAGGGAGUGUUUUCAUGGUGUACCUCGGAUUUUCACAGACGAAGAAAAUGCCGAAAUUGCUCCUCUUGAAUUGCAGUUCUCGCAUGAAGAAGAUUGUUCUUUCUUAGAAUAUAUCAGAACUUCAAGAAUUAACAUUAAUAUUAGACAAGUUUUCUGAGUGUAAUUUUUUUUACACCAUAUUCUAGAUUUAAUCGAAGAAUUAAAUCAAUAUUCUUAACUUAAGAGAGUGAUGUUGGAGACUAUGACAAUCAGAGAGCAGAGAACUAAGAUAACGGAAGGCAACCAGGACACUUAAAGACAUACGAAAUAGAUUGCUACAAAACAGAGACAACAAUCACAGGUGUUUCCAUAAAUUUAUUUUUGAAGUUCCAUUUCUGUAGAUUAUUUUUUCUGCAAUACAUUUCAACUGUUUAACAAACUCUUCAAUACUACCAAAGUUUCGCUUUUUUU
Messenger RNA from Pistacia vera, 1612 nucleotides. RefSeq names its product alpha-ketoglutarate-dependent dioxygenase alkB. The coding region runs from base 234 to 1319 and encodes 361 amino acids. The transcript is spliced from 7 exons. The record is from RefSeq and is a predicted model, not a curated record. Gene Ontology annotation, molecular function: ferrous iron binding; oxidative RNA demethylase activity; broad specificity oxidative DNA demethylase activity. Gene Ontology annotation, biological process: oxidative RNA demethylation. NCBI's taxonomy places the organism in Eukaryota, Viridiplantae, Streptophyta, Magnoliopsida, Sapindales, Anacardiaceae. Gene Ontology annotation, cellular component: nucleus; cytoplasm.